AUGAGCAAACGCAUCCCCGCUCGCUUUUAUUAUCCCUCUAUAGGUGCAGGAGUCACCCGGGUCCAGCCUCCUCUGCUGACAUCACGGCUGCUCGCUGCUGGUCGCCCGGGGUCCCUCCACCACCACCACCACCUCUACUACACCAGCUCCAUUACGCACAGUGUCCCGCGGAGAUGUGUCCACGCCAUUCAUUCUCCGACGCGCACUCAGGACACAGCCGCACUCGCGCUUUUUAAGAAGGAGCUGAGCCAGAGAAGAAACAUGACAGAGGAAAGCAGAGGCAAGCGGAGGAAGCAAGCCAACCCCAGGAGAAACCGAGUGGAGGCUGAUCAGGUGAACUCACUGGGAUCUGAGGGGGAGGAUGAAGUGGGUGUUUGGAGCCUGGAGCCGCAGGAGUGCCCGGAGAUCCUGGACAAGGCCAGUCUGACUCCCAGCGAGGGCACAGAGGAGCCUGGAAGUCCCCUUCGUUCUUCACAGGGACACAGCCUGAGCCCAGAGGAGCCGCCUUCAAUCACGGACCCAGACGAAAAGGACGCAGAGACUAUGUACCGUAAAACCUCAGAUCCACAAAAUGCGUUGGAGGACUUAGCACACUAUGAGUUCCUGACGCAGCUGAGGAGAGCCUCAAACUCCUCCAGUGUUCUGGAGCAUCAGCUGUAUCACCAUGACGACCUGCCCGCAGCCAUGUGGUCCCCGGGGGUCCAUCACUCUCCUGAUGCAACAGAUGGAGGGAAGGCUCAGGCCUGUCCUUUCUGCCACAGGACGCUCCCGCGCACAGCUCUCAGGGACCACAUCAUGUUCUGUCGGGAGCAGGACGAGGGGCCCAUGGUCUGCCCCCUCUGUGGAUACACUGCCACCCUCAGGUCACACAUGGAACGGCACCUCACAUUGCACAGCCAGCUUCAGGAAAAAAGUGCUAUUACAUUGGAUCAAGGCGCAGAGACGAGGAAGUUCAAAUGCCUUCAGUGUGGGAAAGCGUUCAAGUACAAACACCACCUCAAAGAGCAUCUCCGCAUCCACAGUGGUGAGAAGCCUUACGAAUGUUCCAACUGCAAGAAGCGUUUCUCACACUCCGGCUCCUACAGCUCUCAUCUGAGCAGCAAAAAGUGCCUCAGCAGCGGAGGAGGAGGAGGAGGAGGAGGAGGAGGGGGCAGCAGCAACGGAGCCGGUGGAGCUGCGUUUAACGGCCACAGCCCCGUGUUUCAGGUCUCGUUCCAGAACUCUCUCUCUGCUGGCGGAGUGAGAGAAGCUAACGACAAACAGGAGAGCAAUAACCACUUCCCGAGGCCGGCAGAUCUGGGCCGAAUGUGGGACCCCCAGUCGGAGCUCGCUCUGAGGGCCAGCAUCCUCAAGGGUACCACUCUCCUGCCGUAUCUCAACUCGGGAACCAAGUUUGAGCAAGUUCUGCAGAAGAUGCUGAACAGGGAAGUGAAGAGGGAAGAAGAAGCGGGUGUGAAAAUAGAGGAUAAGAAAGACGCACAUAAUGAGGGAGUAGAGAAAGAAGGCAUUGGGGUACCUUGUCGGUUUUGUUCUCAGCUUUUCCCAAAUUUAGCCGUUCUCUUGCAGCACGAGCGGUACCUCUGUAAAAUGAACCGCGAGGAAACGGAGAACGGAAAACCGCACCAAGUCGCCAACGGCCUUUCCUCCAACAAAUCGCCUUCGCCCAACUGGCACUCAGUCCCGCAGCAGCUUCUAGUCGCGGUCCACUCCCCGCCUCAGGUUCCCUCACGGCUGCCGUUUUGGUCGGCCCAGGACAGAAGCAGCCCGGCAAAGAUGCUCCACCGUUCGCCCAAACCCAUGACGCCUCAGAGCAGGAAGAACACGCCCGGGUUUGGUUCUCCUCCGUGUCUUGACCUCACCAACUGCCCGCCUGAACUGCUCUCCCCCAGAAACCAGAGCGAACCCCUGGACCUGUCCAUGCCCAAGGAAAGCAAAAGCAAAACGCCCAAUCGUGCGGCAAGCAGAGGGGAGAAAAGGGAAUUCCAACAAAUCAGCAAAUUAAGCCCAAGUCAGCCUGCGUUUGUGCCUUUGCCUCAGCACCCAGGUUUUCCCGGGGCACCCAUGUUUGCCAGCUCUGUGUACAGUGCGUUUCCUGUCUUCAACCAGUCCGGUUUGGGACAUGAGGGAAUCGCUCCGCUUCCCUUUGGUCAACCAGCGAGUAGCCCCGGCUUCCUGUCUCCUGUAGCUUACAUGAUGGACAGUGAGGCAGAGGCGGCGCUCAAGAAGAUCCACCAUGAGAGACAAGCGCUCAUGGGGGAGAUGAUUAGCCGCGGUGGUCUAGAUUACCUCUCCCUAAUGGACGAUGGUUUUGAUGGUGAAGGAGGAGCCAGCAGGAAAAGACUGAAGAAGACAGAUGAAGGACUUUACGCCUGCGAUAUUUGUGACAAGACGUUUCAGAAAAGCAGCUCGCUUCUCCGGCACAAAUACGAACACACAGGCAAACGUCCCCACGAAUGUAAAAUCUGCAAGAAGGCCUUCAAACACAAGCACCACCUGAUCGAGCACAGCCGCCUGCACUCCGGAGAGAAGCCCUAUCAAUGUGACAAGUGCGGUAAGCGCUUCUCCCACUCCGGCUCCUACUCCCAGCACAUGAACCACCGCUACGCCUACUGCAGCAAGGACCAAGACCCCGACCAGGACCCCGACGACAUGCCCCUCACCCCAGGCACCGGCAGCAGCUUCGGCGGGCGCCUGGGGGACUCCGAAGACACGCCUUUGUCCUUGGAGGAGACUCAGACCCCUCAUUCAUUCCUCAGCGACUCCAGCUUGGACGGGGCCAUGGAGCCGAUGAAAGAGGAAGAAGAGGAGGAGGAGGAGUUGAUGGAUGACGCAAAUGGCGUACAGGAGUCCCCGACGAGGAAAAAGGGACAACUGAAUGAUGUAAACAGUCGUCAUGUGGAAAUGGACGCGCAGGACUUAAACGGAGACGCGGACAAAUGUGAAUUGGAGUUAGACACGACGGAUUCGCAGUUGCAAAGGAUAGAAACUAGUGACGACCUCUGA
This is a messenger RNA of Knipowitschia caucasica, 3003 nucleotides long. The record is from the annotation of a GenBank genome assembly. Lineage: Eukaryota; Metazoa; Chordata; Actinopteri; Gobiiformes; Gobiidae.